CAUUGUGUUUUUCGUCGUCAGUCGUGUAAGAUCAGAACUCUCACAAAAUUACAGUGAGUUACAUAGUAUUUCUAUAAAAAUUUGUAUAAAAAUUAUUCCGAGUAAACGAUGCAGUCCCAAAAUAAAUUACGCAAUUGUUUGAUCAAUAUAACGCCCUGCGUGCAGCAAAUGUGUUCCUAUAGCAUUAGACGCAAUUUACUGGCUAUGCCGAACGUGUCCGCCCAAAAGUAUGGGGAGUCUGAAAUCGCCGAAAAGAAGGCGGUGGAGACGACAACGAGAUGUGGGCGUGGUCCACUAGCGGGCGACCGCCUUCCAACAGCCGUAAGUCUGGUCAGUCGAAGUGUUUCGAUCUCUGCGAGGAACGAGGUGAAAACGGCCUUCAUUCGGUAUGGAAAGUCUAUGACCGAUUUGGCCAGGAGUGCCCAGAAGCUAUAUAAGAGUGCCCGGUUAAGGAACGCGCCCGUACAGCAGCCCAUGCUCGGAAAAAUCAAUGUCGCUGGUGCUAGACCCCUAAGAGUGCCGGAGCCCAGUGCUUUCGCGAUAACCGAGCGGCUUACCAAGCUGUUUUUCCGUGACCCCUGGGAUAAUCCCUCUGAAAAAUAGCGGGCUGAACAAGAAACAUGACUUCCAUAUCUGAGGAGGUGGUUUUAUGCAAGGAAAUGCGUGUGUUUUUGUUUUAUCCAAAUAUAUAUUUUUUAAAAAUUGUA
This is a messenger RNA of Drosophila santomea, 707 nucleotides long. RefSeq lists its product as uncharacterized. The coding region runs from base 109 to 603 and encodes 164 amino acids. The record is from RefSeq and is a predicted model, not a curated record. The transcript is spliced from 3 exons. NCBI's taxonomy places the organism in Eukaryota, Metazoa, Arthropoda, Insecta, Diptera, Drosophilidae.